Molecule: messenger RNA, 1449 nt
Organism: Pseudovirgaria hyperparasitica
Lineage: Eukaryota; Fungi; Ascomycota; Dothideomycetes; Acrospermales; Acrospermaceae
Exons: 3
Coding region: 252-1265 (337 amino acids)
Molecular function (GO): hydrolase activity, acting on ester bonds
Source: RefSeq, a predicted model, not a curated record
CUUUCAUCAAAGUUGAUGAUAAAUUCAUCUUCGGACAGUGUCAAGAAGGCAAACAGCCACGCUACAAGGGGUACGGAUGUGAUAUUUGUUUGGACUAUGAAUGGAAACGUCACUUCUGCUUCAAAGCUAGUCCCUAGCCUUCAUCUCUACCGGCACAACCAGGAUUAACGGCCUCGCCUUCCGAACUCUCAUGUGGUAAAACCCAUCCACCAUAGGCCAUUCACUAUAGCUAUAUACCACCCACAUCAUCCAUGACUACUAAACACCCGCACCGCCAUAACAAUGGCAUACAUAAACCCUCUUCCCAAUCGAGCUCCGCAACCCAAACCGACCCCUCGCGUGAUACUCACACACUCCUCCACGCCAUGCUCGCCUUCCUCCUCACCCCCCUCAGCACCCUCCUCCUCGCCGCCCUCAGCACCGCCCUCACAUCCCCCAAAUCACCAACCUCACCACACCACCUCUUCACCUUCGGCGACUCCUAUUCCCAAACAGGCUUCAACAUCUCCCUCGCCUUGCCCUCCCGCUCAAACCCCAUAGGCAACCCCUCCUUCCCUGGCUGGACCACCUCCGGCGGCCCAAACUGGCUCGGCUACCUCACCACCAGAUACAACACCUCCCUCGUCCUAACAUACAACUUCGCCUCCGGCGGCGCGACCGUCGACGCCGCCCUCGUCGCCCCGUAUACCCCUUCUGUGCUUAGCCUUGGCGACCAGGUUCGCAUCUUCACGGACAACGCACACCUUGUUGACUGGCGCGCCGCGGGCGCGAGCACGUUCGCUGUGUGGAUUGGCGUCAAUGACGUGGGGAACAGUUGGUGGAUGGACGACGAGACGGCGCGGGUGCAGCGUAUAAUCGCACGCUAUUUCGAGCUCGUAGCGGACUUGUACGAUGCUGGUGCGCGUCGCUUUGUGUUUCUGGGCGUGCCGCCAAUUACCCGCUCGCCCCUCGUCCUGCGGACCUCCGACGCCCCAAGCCGCGCGCUCGAAGACAGCGUCAUUGCAACUUUCAAUAGCACGCUCAGCACCGCAGCACGCCAAUUUGCCACCACACAUGCAGACGCGCACGUGUAUGUUGUAAACACGACGCCUGCAUUCGCGACGGCGCUCGAUCAUCCGGAGGUAUAUGGCGCGCCGGACGCGACGUGUUUCAAUGAAGAUGGACGGAGUUGUUUAUGGUUUAAUGAUUAUCAUCCCGCGAUGGCCAUUCAGGGGUUGGUUGCGCGGGAGGUGGCGAGGGUGGUUGGGGGCGUUUGGGGUGCUUAGGAAGUUGCUGCGUUGGGCGAUGGAUGAUGGAUUAGGGAGCAGAGGGGCAAUGUGGGUGUUGAUGGGUAUGGCGGAAUGACAGUAUUGGGGCAUAUACACGUUGAAAAUUUGUCUAUUGGCAUAUGGAAGCUAUAGGCUCUUCGUAGGAUCGUAGGACGAGAAACUGCGUUCCAUACAGGUAGCA